Thlaspi arvense is the source of this 1023-nucleotide messenger RNA. NCBI's taxonomy places the organism in Eukaryota, Viridiplantae, Streptophyta, Magnoliopsida, Brassicales, Brassicaceae. The record is from the annotation of a GenBank genome assembly.
AUGCCUCACUGUCUGUCCUUCAACACAGCCUCGCCGGAGGCCAUUCUCGGCGACGACCCUUUCCCCCAUCCGUCCCUAGAGGGCGUGGCUUCCUCUUCCAGAAACGCCUCCAAUCCGUCGCCCACCUUUAACCUCAGCCGCGAGUUGGCUCACGCUUUUCAGACCCCCUCGUACCAGGACAUAGUCCACGUGGUUGACCCAACCCAACAUCAUCUGCACAUCCAACCGGACAUCGGUGAUCGCACCGAGCUGCUUCUCUCUCAGGUUCUCCAACCAAACAAGGAAUGCGUCCAAGAAGCUCUUGGCCACGCCAAGCCUACUUCUCUCACCCAUCUCAUCUCCACUUACUUCCAACACAGCGAAAACGCCACGCGCCUUUGCUUGGAUCUUUACCAAAGCGUCCACAGCGCUCGCCACCUCUACACACCCCUCUUUGACCUCUUCCACAUCCUCCCCGUUGAUUCCCACGCCAUCGACGAACCCCUCUGUAACUUGGCGUUCGACGUUUUCCUCAAGCUCGACACUUUUGAUAACCCUUUCUCAUCUCCUGAAUCUCACAGCUUUCGAGACACUCAAUUAUGCUUCUCCCAGCUGAAGCACAAGCUGGACACCCGUCUCCGCAAGUCUAGGUCACGGGUCCGCCUCCUCCACCAUGCCACAGCUGGUCCCCUGUGCAGCCCCUAUCUCCCUCACAGUUUCAAGAAGAAGGAGUUAACUAACAUUUCUCAGCUCAAUGCUGCUGCCAAGGGAACAUUUGUGCUCAACAAGGAUCUCGACACCAUUGACCGUCUUGUCUCCCGCCUGCACACUGGGAUUGAGUACGACAAGCUUUUCAUUCGGCUUGGAUUGGAGAGGGGGAGGGACGUGUAUUCAAUUCAGGAGAUUCUGAAACAGCUUCGCAAGAGCCACCAUAACCUCACCCAUCAACUCAAGGAUCUUGAGGACCAUAUCUGCCUUUGGUUCACCAACGUUAACAAAGCUAGAUCGUUGCUCCUUCAAGAAAUCCACCUACCCCGAAUGUAA